UUAACUGUAAAUAUUAUGGUCACCCUGGUGAUAGUCCUGAUGUGUGUGUUGCUCUGUCAGAUGCUCGAUCCAUUUGGAAGUGCAGACAACUCACUGUCAAGCAGCUGUCAAUCAAUAGACCAAGCAUUGGACAGCCCUCCUUUCUCACAAAACAACCGUGACAAUAAUUACCUGAACCUCAAUUAUGAAUACAAAGGACGGCAUCGGAAAGGAGGCACUUUUCCUCGACAAUUCCAGCUGCCGAAUCCCAGCAAGGAUUAUGGAGAUCGUCGCCGCACUCUUCCUCGAAGCUUCAUGCCUCAGGAGAACCUGUUCCAACUGGUUCCCUCUAGUCGCUCUCGGAGCUACAUCGGGGACAGUACUCUCCAGUACAGUGAUCUGCGAACACUGGGCCGCACCACGGACAAGAGUUGUCAGAGAGGAACCAGCAAGUCUCCUCGGGCGCCAGUCAACUGGAGACAGGGCAAGCUCCUGGGACGUGGAGCCUUCGGGGAGGUCUAUCUUUGCUAUGACGCUGACACAGGCUGCGAGCUGGCUGCCAAGCAGGUGCCCUUUGACCCUGACUGUCAGGAAACCAGCAAGGAGGUGAAUGCUCUGGAGUGUGAGAUCCAGCUGCUGAAAAACCUGCGCCAUGAUCGGAUCGUUCAGUAUUAUGGCUGCCUGCGGGACCUGGAGCAGAGGAAACUCACCAUUUUUGUUGAAUACAUGCCUGGGGGCUCUGUGAAGGACCAGUUAAAAGCCUACGGGGCUCUAACAGAGAAGGUAACACGGAGAUACACCAGGCAGAUCCUCCAAGGAGUCUCCUACCUGCACAGCAACAUGAUCGUACACCGAGACAUCAAAGGUGCCAACAUCCUGGGGGACUCUUCAGGAAACGUAAAGCUGGGAGACUUUGGAGCCAGCAAAAGGAUCCAGACCAUCUGCAUGUCUGGUACUGGAAUCAAGUCUGUCACCGGCACCCCCUACUGGAUGAGCCCAGAGGUCAUAAAUGGAGAGGGAUAUGGGCGCAAAGCUGAUGUAUGGAGUGUUGCCUGUACUGUUGUGGAAAUGCUGACCCAGAAACCUCCUUGGGCUGAAUACGAGGCCAUGGCUGCCAUCUUUAAAAUAGCCACUCAGCCGACAAAGCCUCUGCUUCCAGAGGGCGUAUCGGACUACUGCAGAGACUUCCUGCGGCAGGUGUUUGUAGAGGAAAAGUGGAGGCCCACUGCAGAUGCCCUGCUCAGUCACCCGUUUGUUCAGGGCAGUUUCUGAAGCUCCAGCAUCCCUUCCCCUGCCUGUGAGGCCCCCAUGGCCCCGGCACUCCCCUCCUCUGUGGCCCGCUCCGCACCUCAGGGCCUUCUGUCCCCAGGCUCCAGGGUCCACUCCACCUCCACGCCCUGUCAUCUAUCACCAAUGUCUGCCUUGUCAGGACUGACGUCCCUGUACCAUCACCACCUCUCUCAGAAUGAAGGGUUCGCAGAGGGGCCAGGUCGGCUACUGUCAGACCUCCUGAAUCCUGCGAGACAUUGCGAGCAUUCCCCAAAGACGGGACUGACAAGAAAGCACUUAGCAGUCUGGCCAGCUCCAGACAGUUUUUAUUCCAAGACUAGGAAAAGUGGUUAGAGAUGUGAAGCCUCAAACUGUUGAGGUCUCACUUAUUGCACUCACCUUGUGCUAAGAAUAGAGUCUUGUACAGGCCAAACCACAUGUAAGCGAGAGUGACAGGUGAUCCUGCUAGUACUGUAAGUAACUCACUCACAAGAGGCGGUAGUGAGUUACACUGACUAGAGAAUAUUUUUUUAUAUUAAAGCCACAUACAAAGUCACCCUAGCUGCUUGUCUGUCAAAACAAGUAUUUUUGUUAACGCCUUACAACUCUGUAAGUAAGAAAGGGUAAAGGGUUUCUGGGCCCUGACAUUACGCCGAUCUGAAUUCAACACUGCACUUUUGAUUCCAGGCAUUUGAACACUUACGCAAGAUAAUCAAUAGAAUAUUUUUAUACCUGGUUGUUUUUAUAUAUUCUUAUAAUGAAUUGUUUUACUCAAUGUCUAGAAAUAAGAACCAAACCGAUGCAUUAGUGUGCAAUGUUUAUUAAGCAAUACCAGCAUUACUGUUGGACCUAUCCAUUCCAGCUUCCCAUGCAGUGAGCCUUGUGCCAUACAUGUCCAAAGAGAUAAAGAAGUCACAACGGUAUGCAGACAAGGUAACAGUAUUACAGUUGUUCUGUUGGGUUUUUGUCACUUCACAUAUGCCUUGUUUAUUAUAUGGCAGCUUUGUGCACUUUGCACGGACCAAAUGCAUCUUUACAAUGUUACUUUCAUUGUUUCAUAUUGUUAAUGUAAUCACUCAAAUGCCUUUUUUCCAAACUGCAUGAACCUUGGUCUCUUGGCCACCACUCUGUAUCUGUGAUUAGAAGACUGGUGUGAGGUUAAAAUGGUAAAUGAAAAUGCUGUUUUAACGAUUGACGAUCAAUCUAUAUGGGAAGACUGGUGGUAUAGAUGCUGUAUAACAGUGGCACUUGAAGGAAGGAAUGAUCAAAUCUUUUUGUAACACUUUACAGUGCCUUACCCAGUGAUAAAUUUCUGUUCACUGCCAAAGCACAAAGCGUCUCCAAGAAGUGAGCAGCUCUUCUGUUUUGAGCACAAUUUGCUCAAAUUCUUUGAAGAAUAUACUGUAAAUACUUGUCAGCACUUUUGUAUGAAUAACUUUGCAUUAUGAAAAUCUGUCGAAUGGAACGUAAUAGUAGUAGUAGGAUUAUACCUACAGGAACAUGUGUUAGAGCUCUGUGGCAGUCUGGCUAUUUCUGACUUCAUGAUAAAGUCUUGAAAAUGAAAAGCAUCUUUUGUACAUUUAACUUAAUAAAGAAAAGUAUACUCUGCCA
Boleophthalmus pectinirostris (great blue-spotted mudskipper) is the source of this 2859-nucleotide messenger RNA. It is a transcript of the gene map3k22, whose product is annotated as mitogen-activated protein kinase kinase kinase 22. Gene Ontology annotation, biological process: protein phosphorylation. Bases 16 to 1251 code for a protein of 411 amino acids. Gene Ontology annotation, molecular function: ATP binding; protein kinase activity. The record is from RefSeq and is a predicted model, not a curated record. NCBI's taxonomy places the organism in Eukaryota, Metazoa, Chordata, Actinopteri, Gobiiformes, Gobiidae. The transcript has 9 exons.